AUUUUUCUUGUGGUGAAUGUAAAUAUGUGAAAUUUCUUUAUUGUUGUGAUAAAGUUUGCAUUUUUAUCAAGAAUUUUCUUGGGGUUAAUGUGAAUAUGUGGAAUUUGUUUAUAUAUUUGUGUUAAAGUUUGCAUUUUCCCCCUUUGUUACCUAGAUGAUGAUUUUAAGGAAUUUUUAAAAUUGUGGUGCACAUUAUCAAGAAUUUUCUUGUGGUGAAUGUUAAUAUGUUUAUAUAUUUGUGUUAAAGUUUGCACCUUUUUUCCCUUUGUUUGAUAAAAUGAAGGACUUGUAAUGUAUGUGGCGGAGCUAGGAUUUUUAGUUUAUUGGUUUUGAACCAUAAUCCUUCUUGUUUAAUGGGCUAUGGAUAGAUUACUUAUAUGAAAUAAAAAAAUUAACAUAAAUACGAAGUUUGGGCCAAAGCCAUUAGCUAAAAUGGUACCUCCGCCCCCGUGUAUAUGUGCUUAUUGAGAAUACCAGGAUGAUAAGUUUAUGGAAUGAAGAUAUAUAUUACUGAGAACAAUUCUCUUGUUGAGAAUGUCAUGGGAAAUUUCUUAAUAUCUUUUAGAGUUGGCAUUUUUUUAAUUUUGUCUGACAAAUGAAUGAGUUCUAGUGUAUGUGUAUGCACAGGUUGAGAAUACCCACAUGGUGCUUUUAUUAAAUUUGUGAAAUUUCUUCAUGUUUGUGUUAAAGUUUGAUUUUUUUUUUUUCAUCUGUUCUGUGAAUUAAAGGACUUCAAUGCAUCUAACCGCACAUAUUGAGUAUAGUGAUUUUGUUGAACUAAUAAGGAUUUUAAUGAGGACUCUUCAAUUUUCUUCAGAAUUCUCGAGUGUCCCAUUUAUGUUAUACAUCGAUUAAGCAUUCAUCAGUUAUGAAUGGAGUUCUCCACGUUAUGCGGAGGAACUUUCUAAUUUUUUUUUUUCGUUUUCUCGAUUUCUACUUUAUUCUAGUGUUCUUUGCUCUUGGGAGAUACUAAUAGGAGUAUCAUGCGAUAUUAAUCUCCCGUUUGCCCGUCCUCAAAACAACAUUUGGUCAUUCAUUGGACUGAGUUUUUGAAAAAUAUUUUGAAGAUGAGUUUCAAGUUUGAAAAAGUGGUUUUAACCAGUUUUUCAAGUGGAUUUUUUUUUCCUCUCACAAAAGUUCAACCCCUUUUCAAGUUAAAUGCAUGUCCAAACACAAUUCAAAUUUUCAAAUUUCAUUUCUCAACUUUUUUUCGAAUAUUACAUUUCUUAUGUCUAAAUGCCUACCAAAUCAAAUGAUACAUGGGAUGUUAUUGCAUAUGUUAGGUUCUAAGAAUGGGCGACGAGCUUAAUAAAGCAGAAAAUAAUGUCAUAUCAGCUGCAGCAUUUGUGGAAGGAGGAAUUCAAGAGGCCUGUGAUGACGCCUGCAGCAUUUGUCUGGAGGCUUUCAGCGACAGCGAUCCUUCCACGUUAACAAGCUGCAAGCACGAGUUUCACCUCCAGUGCAUCCUAGAAUGGCAUCAGAGAAGUUCUAAUUGUCCAAUGUGUUGGCAGCCCCUAAGUCUGAAAGAUCCUACAAGUCAAGAAUUGCUUGAGGCUGUGGAACAAGAGAGGAAUAUUAGGUUUAAUCCGGCAAGAAAUGCUACAGUAUUCCGUCGUCCUACUCUGUUGACCACCGGGAUGAGCGAGUCUGAACUCGAAGAGCGCAUUCUUCAGCAUUUGGCUGCUGCUGCAGCAAUGGGAAGGGGACACCAUAUUGGUCAACGAGAGGGCUCAAGAUAUCGGUCAUCUUCCCAUGGCCGUCCACAAUUUUUAGUGUUUUCAACUCAUCCUGAUCCAUCUCCUGCUGCUGAAUCAGAUUCUGGCCGAGCUAUAGCUGAUCCUUCUCUUCCUAUUACUGCUGUCCACAGCGACACUGAUCAAAGUAAUCAACUUUCUGCAUCAUCGUCUCGAUAUGUUCGGCCCCAAACAGUCAUACAAGGAAUACCUGUUGGCGAUGGCUCUUCUAGUCCAUCUUUGGCAGAAAAUCAGGAUACAGCAGGACCAUCAGUCUUUCAGUCAUUAUCGGCAAUGUCAAUGAAGUACAGAGAAUCGAUCUCAAAGAGUACACGAGGGUGGAAGGAGAAAUUCUUUUCUCGAAGCACUUCUAUGGCAGAUAUUGGUUCCGAAGUUAGGAGAGAGGUUAAUGCUGGAAUUGCUAAUGUAUCUCGUAUGAUGGAACACCUCGAAACGCGAGAAGAUCGAACAGACAAUAACAUAGUGGAUCCUUCAAACACUGAUCAGAGACAUAAUGAUAAUGUGGUUACUCAUAACGGAAGCAGAUUGAACGGAAAUAAUUCUACGACUUUUUCUGCAAGUUCAGCUCGGAAUUAAGUCAUUAUUUAAUCAGUUGCAUGGCAUUUGUCCUCAUCGUUUCAUCUUUGAAAGUUUUUAGCUCAUCAUCUCCAAAUAUGAUAUGUGAGGACGACAACAGCAAUUAAGCCUCAAUCCCAAACUAGGGAUGAUGUACUAUAUUUUUCAUGCCGAAGAUAUGUUGUCGGAUCAGAACAAGGAAAUGAUAGCCAGUGAAAGAGAAUGUUCUUUUUCGACUACCUGUAAAAUUGUUUAUAGUGCGUAAACAUGAGUUGAAUGUUGAACAUUCCCUAAAAUUUGGCAUUUGGAGUUUGUGCUGGAUGUUCCCACUAUAUAUCAUUUGAAAGUUUGAUGAAAUUUCUGCAUUUGCAGCUUGAUAACCUUCUCUUUAUAAGAGAAAGGAAGCACAAAUAUGUAUAUUGAUUAUACAUUGAAUAUGUAAUGCUUUACGUAUUCUUCACUGUCA
Molecule: messenger RNA, 2775 nt
Organism: Lycium ferocissimum
Lineage: Eukaryota; Viridiplantae; Streptophyta; Magnoliopsida; Solanales; Solanaceae
Product: E3 ubiquitin-protein ligase RHF2A-like
Exons: 8
Coding region: 1293-2330 (345 amino acids)
Molecular function (GO): ubiquitin-protein transferase activity
Source: RefSeq, a predicted model, not a curated record